AUGCCAUCGUUUCCAGACACGACCGGUCGGCCUUCGGACGCCACAGUAGAUACGCCUCUGCUCACAAAAGGCCACCGAACAGACAAUGCUGCAGACUUGGACACUGACUCGGCGUCAAUCCCGUCCUAUACCUCGGCCUCGGCGCCACCAGACGAUGGCGAGGAUGCGCGCGUCGAGCAGCAGCAGCAGCAGCAACAACAUCAUCGAGAUAAAGAAAAGCCGCUGCCCACGUUUCAGAUAUUGCUGCUGUGCUAUGCACGGCUGAUGGAGCCCAUUGCCUUUUACUCCAUCUUCCCAUACAUUGCCCAGAUGGUCCAACGCAACGCACACGUGGCAGACGCCGACGUCGGAUUCUACAGCGGCGCCAUAGAGUCACUAUUCUCCAUGGCUCAGAUGGCCGUCAUGAUGCUCUGGAGCUCCCUGGCGAACCGCUUCGGCCGCAAGCCAAUGCUCGUGUACAGCCUCGUCGGCAUGGCUGUUGGGCCUGCCCUGUUCGGCAUGGCCACGACGCUCUGGCAGAUGAUCUUGUUUCGGUGCCUCACGGGCGUCUUUUCAAGCGCCGAUCUCAUAAUACGCACCAUGGUCGGGGAGCACUGCACGACGCAGACGCAGGCCCGGGCCUUUAGCUGGUACUCAUUUGCCAGCAACAUGGGCGUCCUCGUCGGGCCCAUAGUUGGAGGUGCCUUGGCGGACCCGGCGAGCCAGUAUCCCUCCGUCUUUGGCGGCAUCGAGUUUUUCGACCGGUAUGCCUAUGCACUGCCGGGAUUCGUCGUGGCGGCGAUUGGUGUCACGGGCGCUGUUAGCUCCGCCGUCUUUCUCGACGAGACGCUGCAAAAGUCGUCCUCGUCCUCGUCCUUGGUCCAGCAACGAGUACCCGAGCAGGCUUCGACGUGGCAGCUGAUAAAGGGUCCGGGGGUGGCCAUUGUCCUCUUCAUCUAUGGGCAAGUCAUGCUGCUUUCGUAUGCCUUUGUGGCCCUGCUCCCGAUCGCACUUUACACGUCCGUUGAUCUGGGCGGCAUGGGCUGCUCGCCCUCUGAAAUCACAAUCUACAUGACCAUACAGGGCGGCAGCGAGGCGUUGUGGCUCCUGAUUGUAUUCCCCUUGCUGCAGCGUCGAAUCGGGACCAAGGGCGUCUUGGCAGUCUGCGCCGUCGCAUUCCCGCUCUUCUUUGCCGGUUACAUCGUCAUAAACGCCCUGCUAAGACAACAAGAAGGCCAUGGCCAUCAUAUGGGCGUUUUGACAUGGGUCGUUGGGUGCAUCGUCGCGUUCGUCGGGCCAGGCGUCUGGAUGGCCUUCACAGGGGUGCAGCUUGCUAUCAACAAGGUCUCUCCGAACCCCAGAGCCCUGGGCACGCUUAAUGCCGUUGCAGAAUCAUGCUCUGGCAUUGUCCGAUCUUUUGUUCCUGGGCUGUCUACAUCAAUAUUUGCAGUGGGCGUCCGUGAGCAAAUAUUGCUGGGCUACCUGGCCUGGGUGGUGCUCAUAGUGCUUUCCGUGGUUCUUAUCCUUUGUCUUAGGUGGCUGCCGAGUGAGAUGUUUAGAGAUGAAAAGCAAAGGCUCUAA
Molecule: messenger RNA, 1560 nt
Organism: Purpureocillium takamizusanense
Lineage: Eukaryota; Fungi; Ascomycota; Sordariomycetes; Hypocreales; Ophiocordycipitaceae
Exons: 1
Coding region: 1-1560 (519 amino acids)
Biological process (GO): transmembrane transport
Molecular function (GO): transmembrane transporter activity
Source: RefSeq, a predicted model, not a curated record